GACGUUCCUGAGGCGUCGUCGCAGUGCCGCCGUCGCGAGGGCACCUCACACCGAGGCCGCUAUCACAGCAGAGGGAGGGGACUCUCAAAUUGAUGAGGAGGAGGUGGAGGUGGAGUCUGAGACGGAGCGUGAAUGUAGCGUACUAAUAUUGGCUAUGGAGCCCUUGAGUUUGUCCACCAUGGAUGCGAAAUCAAGAGGAAGUCGCGACAGGAGCCAGUAGAGGGAGAGGGAGGGAGACGCGGGGAUCGAGUGCUUCAACGGCGGUCUUGGACGCGGUUGGAGAGAGCCGUUGGAACAGGCGGAUUUUAUGGCAUCCACCAUGACUGUCUCCACCGCUGCGCCCCCUCCAUCGCCGUCGCCAACGCGGUAGCCAUCCUCCUGCGUGACCACCACGAGCCCGCCUCGGAGAUUUUGGAUAGUCCCGAUUUUAGUGCUGCAGGGGGGGGGGGGGUUGCUGCUGAGCACCACUCAAGGUGUAUGUACGUUUUUUGUGGUCUGCGUUGUCAACGAGGCGGAGAGGCACUCUUCGAAAGUGCUCCUCCUGCACCUUUUCUAAUUUUAUUUUAACUUCUUUUCUCCUCCCUCCCUACUCGUGUCGAUUCUUGUACUUGUGGAGUCGGUGAGAGGGAUAGUGUCGGUUGCGAAGGGUCGAGGAAACCUUUGCUGGUGACGGCGAGUGCAUGACAUCAAUAACUUCACUGCACUUGCGUGCAGCAUCAUCCUUAACCGUGGCCUUGAUUCUACGCCCCUGUAUGUGACAGAGUUUGUGUGACUUCAAGCACUUUCUGUGAACCACGAGUGUUGCUUAUCUCCCGCUCUUGCGUGGAGAUGGGGAUUCUGAUCGUUGAACAAGUUAGCAUUCAGGCAUGAGUGGCGUAUGAGAAAUAAGGGUUUGAUUUGGUGAAUAUUUGUCCUCUGGCUAUUUUAUAUAGGCAAUGGCUGCACAUUGUUGUGCACUGUCAGUGUAGGCAAUGCGGUGUUCGUGUAGCUGAUUACGGGACACUCCUCAGAAUGUGUACAUGUGGAUCGGGUUUUCUCAUUUGGGAUGCAGGAAUAUCUGAACUUUACGGGCCUCCAUCUGAGGCUAGUAUUUGAUAAGAGCCUAGAAGUUUACAGAUUUCUUCGCUGGAAUCUUAACCGCCCUGUUCCCGAGACCAUUCAACAUCCCGACUGGCAAGCAGUUUUUUUAUUUUAUUUAUUUAGCGUGGCCUACAAGGAAUGUAAAUCGGUAGCGAUUAGAUGCUAAGAUUUUGAUAGAAUCAUACGAUUUGUGUGAGAAUUAGCGUUUGGUAUCUACUCCACACCUUAUAUCACCAUGGCUGAGGGGACUGGUAUUUCUCCGCAGAGGAGAUUCAAAGGCAUGUAUUCUGAGUGUGCAGCGCGCUUACGUUCUCGGGAAUCCUUCAAGAAAGAAGCCAGUUUUCGGCACUAUUGGUCCACCGUGCAAUCUAUUUCCCGAGCUAUUUUAGUUUUAAUUUGCGUGAUUUUAGUCAUUUGUGCUCUGGGAUUCUCUUCGACAUCCAUUAUUCUUAGAAACGCCAACGAUUUUGGACGACAAUGCUUGCCCAAGAGAGGAAAUACGCCGGCAUACUUUCAACUACUGAAUUUCGCUAUGGUGACAUGUUCCGAUGGAUCGUCCACUAUUCCUGGGAGAUCUUUUGAGGGAGUGAUGGAAAUAGUUGCGCCAAACAAAGAGGCUUAUGUGGAAAGGCAUGGGUAUGACUUUAUCGAUGCAAGCAGCUUGUUGGAUUCUUCUCGACCUCCCAGCUGGAGCAAAAUUUUGGCUGUCAAGGAGCACCUCUCCCAGUAUGACUGGUUGUUUUGGAACGAUGCGGACUCUGCCGUGACAAAUCCUGACAUUAAGCUCGGGGACAUUGUUUUCUCAGCCGUUGGUGAUGUGAAGCCUGAAGAGAUGCCCGACUUCAUUGUGACUGAAGACGUAACCGGUGUCAAUGCAGGAAUGUUCUUCUUCCGAAACUCUGAUUGGAGUCGAGAGUUCCUUGAUCGUUGGUGGAAUCAGACAGAGUUCAUCCAACCUUUUGGUCAGUCGAAAAGUGGAGACAACACCGCUCUGAAGUACCUUCUCAAUGUAAUGGACAAGGGUGAAUUUAGUCGUCAUGUGCGAAUCCCUGACAUGCAGUGUCUCUUCAAUUCAAAUUUGUGGAGACCUUCGUGGCGUAGUUGUCAUCGACUGGUCACGUUAACGAAAGCGGUUUGGCGAGGCGUGUAUGCACGAGGGGACUUUAUGGUUCAUCUAGCUGGCUUAAACGACAAAUCCAGGUGGAUGAGAAAUGUUUUAUUUGAAGCAGAUUCAUGGAGGAAGCAAUUGAAUUUGAAUGAGAGAGUACAGACUGCGCAUGGAAUCUCGAGCUUUAGAAAAAAGCUUAGUUCUGCGCUUUCGGCGUAAACGAGGAAGGGUUUUACACUACAUUAUUCGUUGCGAAUGCCGCUAUUUCCGGGCAGGUCCAAGCGACAGAUCCAGCGGGCGGGGGGUUGCAAGCAUAUUCCAUGUCUCCAAUUUUCCGUGGGUUGGCCACGAAGACGCAACUCUGUUGAAAGGGAAGGAUAUAGGGGGCCAACUCUCAGGUCCUGGGAUGACUCAAUUAGUACAGUAGAAGGCCUUUAUCGAAGGACAAAUUCUUUGGUGAAAAUACAUUUCAGGAGAACUUUUACUGGUUUUUUCAAGUUUCGUUUACUCGUGACUAGUCCCAAUUAUUUCGUGCGUGGCUUUCAGCUGCACUGUUCCCAUCUGCAUGACUCGACUCUCAAGUCGUUUUGCUGGUCAAAGAUCGCUUAAUCAAGGUUUAUCAGAUUUUAUCUUUAUGGAAUCGCUGAAGUUGGUCAAAUCCUUGUCACAUCCUGGCUUAAGUAGGUACAUUAUAAUGGCAUAGAUUUGCCGCAGGUUCUAUAGAUUGCUCGUGCAUUUGCUCUACUUUGUGGUUAUUUCUUUGGAUUGCCUGCUGAUCUGCAACGCGUCUGGCCCUUGGAACUUGCACGAAAGCUACGAAUUUUGUUUUUUAAAGAGGUGCUUAGCUAUCAGCGUGGCCUGCAUCACUGUACAGUUCCAUGUACAACUCUCAAAAUAUCUUGACACCAGUUACGGCUUGAGACUCAAAUGCGCCACAUGUGACACUAGUGCACAUCCUGCAUCAAGUUGCAUCGGCAUCCGGGCCCCAUCUCAUUGGGUAUGAAUUCUACUUUUAAGGCCCACACUUGGGAACUGCAACUUUGUGUGACAUCGCAACAACAACAAUUCCCAGUAGUUUCCAAGCAGCUAUGGAGUUCUGUUCCCAGGAAUGGGCAGAGAAUCUGCAAGCUUCUGAAGCAGCAGUUCAGGAACUUUUCUAUGGGCUUGGGCCAGCUUCCUGUAUGGGGUGUGCUGGAUUGGCAGCAUUGAUGUAAAUCAUGCAGGGUGGUAAUUUGAUGCCACUUGCAGAGACCUUUUUUUGCCUUUCUUC
Physcomitrium patens is the source of this 3458-nucleotide messenger RNA. The record is from RefSeq and is a predicted model, not a curated record. Lineage: Eukaryota; Viridiplantae; Streptophyta; Bryopsida; Funariales; Funariaceae.